AUGUCGUCAACUGAAGAUGUUUCCCAACUAAAAGCAGGACACCCUCCCGCAGUGAAAGCUGGUGGUAUGAGAAUUACUCAGCAUAAAGUGCCUCAUGUUAAGGAAACUAAAGAAACAACGACUGAAGAUUUAACUGGUCUCUCUGGCCCUUCCCCAGUUCCGUCCAACCCAGUCUCAAUUGCAGGAGCUCCAAACAGAGGCAAUGCAGACUUUACGCCGCAGGCGGCACAAGUAGCACAUAGUCCUAAGCCUCCAACUCAUAUUAACGUUAAACCAAGCCCAAACAUUCAACAACCCAGGAAGUAG
This is a messenger RNA of Pieris macdunnoughi, 306 nucleotides long. NCBI's taxonomy places the organism in Eukaryota, Metazoa, Arthropoda, Insecta, Lepidoptera, Pieridae. The record is from the annotation of a GenBank genome assembly.